GUUGCAAUGCUCUUGUGGCAAAAUAUAAAUGCCCACGUUGCAGAUUUCGUACAUGUUCUCUUACUUGUAGUCGCAAACAUAAAGAAAUUGCCAAAUGUAAUGGAAUUAGAUCAAAGUCACAUUAUGUGCCUCGUGAGCACUAUGGAUUAUACUUAUCUUGAAGGAGUUUCACGUGCAGUUGAUGUUAGUGAUCGGUUGUUGUCUGAAAAAUAUAAUUUUGAUACCGAUCAGGAAAGCUAUAAACGAUAUCAUCAAAAUCUUGUUUAUAAAGCAGCACAUCGCCGUGGAAUCAAUUAUUUCUCUAUGCAUCGAGGAAUGCAAAGGAACCAACUGAAUACGUCUAGAUUCACUUACAAAACGCUCACCAUAUUUUGGCAAGUUGAAUGGAUAUUCCCGGAACUCGAAAAUAAAACAUUUUACAAUAGAACAAGUGAAAAGUAUGUUUUGUCAGAAGUGCUGAAAAAAUCAAUUAUGCCGCAGUUGACUGAUGAUGAACGAAAAUAUUUUGCCGAAACGUGUUCUGAAGACUAUGUUUUUUUGCUCAAAAUGGAGAAACAAACUUCGAGCAAUAAAACUUAUUUUCGCUUAAGUCCCAAUUCCACUUUACUUAAUUCGUUAAAGGGUAAGUGUAUAAUAGAAUUUCCUACGAUUUAUGUAUACAAAGAAUCGCCAAAGAAUCCUGAAUUCGAGAUUUCAUGUGAAGAAGUACGAAUAUUGGGUAAAAAUGAUUGCGAAACAAGUAAAAGCAUGAUAAUUCAAAGUGAAAAUUUUAAAGAUGAUGAUAUAGAUAUAGAAAUAGAAAUUAAAGAUGUUAAUGACGAUGAAUUAAAGGGAGAAUUGAGAAUUGAAAGUGGAACUGAUAGUGAAAUUGAAAGAGAUGACGGAACCAAUAAUGAAAUAAUCAAAGAUGAAGAUGAAUCCGAGACUGAAAGUGAAUGUGAUGGAAUAUAUAUUGAUGUGAUUGGCAGAAUUUAUUAG
Ambispora leptoticha is the source of this 978-nucleotide messenger RNA. Lineage: Eukaryota; Fungi; Glomeromycota; Glomeromycetes; Archaeosporales; Ambisporaceae. The record is from the annotation of a GenBank genome assembly.